AUGGAUUAUGUCAAUUUAAAAUCCAAAAUCCGUGAUAAUCUUUCCAAAUUGCAGAAAUUCACAGGUAAGAGUGAAGUCAUUAAAAUUAUGUUUGAUGUUAUCACGGAUUUAGUUUCAUUGGAAGAAAAUUCAAUUUCCCAGAUCAAGGCGCUUCAAUCCGAAUCCACUUUAAUUAAGCCUAAGCCAACCGAUAUUUUGCUUCAACAUGAUGACCCAAAUUGUGUUUCACUACAAUCAAUUAAUCUUUUUGCUGACUUAUUGUUAUGUCCCCAGGAAGUUGAGGUCUAUAAUGUUCUCUCAUUGUGGACCAACUACAUGAAUUUUGAGAUCAUCUACAAUUCGCUUAUCAGUGGGCUCGAUCCGAAAAUAUUAAAUGAGAAGAUUGCAUCUCACAAAAAUGUCAUGUUUAUGGUGUUAACAUCCGACAAUUUCGUUUUUGGGA
Molecule: messenger RNA, 442 nt
Organism: Entamoeba invadens IP1
Lineage: Eukaryota; Evosea; Mastigamoebida; Endamoebidae
Exons: 1
Source: RefSeq, a predicted model, not a curated record